ACUAUAUGCAACGAAUGGUUGAUGGCUAAUCAUUCUUUUUAAUGGAUUUCGGCCAUCUAGUCUCAAUACACAUGCGAAUGGGAGAACUGUGUUGUCAAACAAAAGCCCUUCCAAAAGCACCAUCAAGUGAUUCGGCACAUGCGAACCCAUACAGGCGAGAAGCCCUUCGUGUGCACGAUGGAUGGUUGCGGAAAGAAAUUUGCGCGCUCCGACUCGUUGCUCGAGCACCAGCGCAAACACAGUAGCACUCCUGUGGAUUUUCAAAAAAUGAUAGAGUUCAGUUCCCAGCAGGAGCAGGACGCUCGGCACCUUGACGGAAUGAUGGUCCAUCUUGAUACCAUCCAGGAGCAUCAGCCCAAGGAACCGAUGCCAGAGGGGUCUUCUCAGCUUGACCGCAACCUAUCCGAUCAAGCCACCAAUGGCAGCCCGACUGCUCCAGCUUCUGACGCUGCAACACCUGGGCUAUCUCUCCCGAAUCACCAGGCAUUGUCUAUGCAGCGCAGCUCUCCAAAUGCAAACACGCCCUUCUCGUUCUCGCAAUUGCCAAUGCAAGCCUCGCAGCAGUCCGUCUUGCACAGGUCUCGGGGACAUGCCCACACAGGCUCGCUUGGGCUAUCCAGGAUGGAGAUUACGCCUCGUUCAAGAGAGUAUGGACAUUCGCACUCGCGAUCUAUGGACUAUGGACGUUCGGACCUGAGCCAUCACCCGUACCGCUCGCGUGAAUAUGGCCACUCGCAGACGCCGUCGUUGGAUUAUUCAAGAGUUGACAUGUAUUAUCACAAGGAUCGCGGCCACUCACAUACGCCUUCAUUGGAGCUGCCUCCUACACCCGGCCAGCAAACACACCAUAUAGACGAUCGACGACAGGCUCUAGUACAGCAAGAGGGACAACAUAUACUCGCGCAGCAACCUCCUCCAUUGCCAACAAAGGGCCAAGUCAUAAUGGAACCAAAGAGCAUCAUCCAGCUGGAUAAACCGGCGGAACAGUUGAAUUCCCCUGUGCCUGUGAAGUCCACAAGUCUUCCAGCUGCCAUUGAAAUGUGUUCACUCACACCCAUCAGCGCUAUGGAACAGGACGACAAGAGCGUUGUCCCGAUUGUUUAAAGCCGGAGCCGCGUACAUGCCAUUCACUCGCUACUGCUCAUUUAUUUCACUAUCAUUCCAAAUGUACCAUGUAUAAAAUAAAAUCUGCCGUUUGCCAC
Gamsiella multidivaricata is the source of this 1202-nucleotide messenger RNA. RefSeq lists its product as uncharacterized. NCBI's taxonomy places the organism in Eukaryota, Fungi, Mortierellomycota, Mortierellomycetes, Mortierellales, Mortierellaceae. Bases 139 to 1104 code for a protein of 321 amino acids. Gene Ontology annotation, biological process: regulation of transcription by RNA polymerase II. The transcript has a single exon. The record is from RefSeq and is a predicted model, not a curated record. Gene Ontology annotation, molecular function: DNA-binding transcription factor activity, RNA polymerase II-specific; RNA polymerase II cis-regulatory region sequence-specific DNA binding.